Xyrauchen texanus (razorback sucker) is the source of this 2030-nucleotide messenger RNA. RefSeq names its product sulfide:quinone oxidoreductase, mitochondrial-like. Gene Ontology annotation, molecular function: FAD binding; sulfide:quinone oxidoreductase activity. The coding region runs from base 261 to 1598 and encodes 445 amino acids. The transcript is spliced from 10 exons. The record is from RefSeq and is a predicted model, not a curated record. NCBI's taxonomy places the organism in Eukaryota, Metazoa, Chordata, Actinopteri, Cypriniformes, Catostomidae. Gene Ontology annotation, cellular component: mitochondrion.
AGCAAAGUUCAGCGUAUUUUACAGUGUAAUAACGCAAAAAUGACAUGGCGUGCUAUGAUACGACAAUCAUCCCAAAUAAAAGAUUUAUUCACGACAUAGAUUACAUCAUCACGUAACGUUACUGGCAAACGAAUAAUAAACCUCGCCAAACUGGAGUGAACCAGGAAAACAAACCGCAGCUGUCACAUGAUCAAUGUCAGUUGAAACACCACCACCAACAGGUCUAUUAAACACGACGCACCGAUUUUGAAGUCCAGGCCAUGGCAGGCACCCUACAUCCACAGCUGUUGCUGCUGUCGAGGCAGUACUGCAGAGUUUUCUCUGUGAUUCACUCGCAAAUUCACACCAGCUGUUUGUUGGCCUCUAAGGAUCACUAUAAAGUUCUUGUGCUUGGUGGUGGGAGUGGUGGCAUAGCAAUGGCUGCGCGUAUGAAAAGAAAGGUUGGUGCGGAAAAUGUGGCCAUCGUGGAGCCCAGUAAGAUGCAUUACUAUCAACCUAUAUGGACGUUAGUUGGUGCAGGGGCUAAAAAUGUUGCCUCUUCUGGACGAACAACAACAAGUGUUAUACCCACAGGGGUGAGGUGGGUCGAGUCUAAAGUGGCAGAAUUUGACCCUCAGAACAAUACUGUUUACACAGACUCUGGAAAUAAGAUUUCCUAUGAUUAUCUGAUUGUUGCACUUGGUCUUGAGUUGCAUUAUGAAAAGAUCAAGGGCCUGCCAGAAGGCUUUGAACAUCCCAAAAUUGGUUCAAACUACUCUGUGCAAACGGUGGAAAAGACAUGGAAUGCCUUGAAGAACUUCAAAGAGGGCAAUGCUGUGUUCACCUUCCCAAACACUCCCAUCAAAUGUGCAGGAGCCCCUCAAAAAAUCAUGUAUCUCUCUGAUGCCUUCCUGAGAAAGACAGGAAAAAGGUCCAAAGCCAACAUUAUUUUCAAUACCUCCUUGCCCGUGCUGUUUGGGGUCAAGAAAUAUGCUGAUUCCUUGUGGGAGAUUGUGAAAAGUCGCGACCUUAAUGUAAACCUCAGACAUAACCUCAUUGAGGUCAGGGCUGACAAAGGGGAGGCAGUUUUUGAGAAUCUUGACAAACCUGGAGAGACAAAGAUUUUCGAGUACGAGUUUCUCCACGUUACCCCUCCGAUGGGACCGCCUGCUGUGCUGAAAGGAUCUUUGCUGGAGGAUGCGAGCGGCUGGCUAGAUCUAAAUAAGGACACACUUCAGCAUAAGAAGUACUCCAAUGUAUUUGGUAUCGGAGACUGUACCAACCUACCAACAUCCAAAACGGCAGCAGCAGUAGCCGCACAGUCUGCAGUACUUGACCGAACUGUCAGCAGAAUUCUGAAGAAACAGAUGCCAGAUAAGACAUAUGAUGGUUACACCUCUUGCCCACUGGUUACAAGCUACAACACAGUCAUCUUGGCAGAAUUUGAUUAUGAUGGGAAACCCCUGGAGACCUUUCCUGUGGACCAGAGUAAAGAGAGUAGGAUCAUGUACCACAUGAAAGCCGACGUAAUGCCUCAUCUCUAUUGGCAUGGACUUCUCAAGGGACUUUGGGGAGGCCCAGGACCUUACCGGACAAUCAUGCAUCUGGGAAUGAAAUAGAGCAUACUACAUGGGAACAGACACAAUGUAGUAUGCUCUAUUUCAUUCCCAGAUGCAUACUACAUGGGAACAGACACAAUGUAUUAUUUUACAUUAUUAAAGGCACAAAGUGUUUGAUAAAUUGUGACUGGCCAGUGUUUAGGAUUUGGUGCCAAAAUUGAAGCCUAUUUAUAAUUUCUGGUUGUUAAUGCUUGCUUGUUUAGUUGUGUUACAUGUUUAUAUACAAUAACAUACAGAUUAGUAUGUACAAUGUCUGAUCGCAGUGAUAUAUAUAAAAGCAUUUUGGCUAUGCUUUUCAAAAUGGCAUAUUCAAUGUCCGAGUCAUUGAAAUGACAUACUACUUAUUGUGAGUUUCCUUGAUUAACUAUCCAUGCAUCAAUCUUACAGAAAUGUCUUAUAUGAAAAUAUGGGAAUAAAGAACAUUAUUCUUUU